UUUCAAAAUAUCCCCGCCCGCCCGACUGCUACCAGUGCAUCGCAGAUAUUGCAUUUUGUUGUUACUUUACAUAGUACAAAUAUGCUCUGAAAAGGACGAGAAAGAAAGCAUAUGACAAUAAUGUAUAUCGAUUUUAGUAAAAUGUCAAAAAAACUUAAAACUGUUAAUGUCAUUAGAUAAAUUUCUUAUAUAACAUAUCGAAUGAUAGUUUGAGCUUUUUUAAUGAUUGUAUGUCGUCGCAUAUUAACCAGAAGAUCAAUUGUUUUUUAAAUUAAUAAUGGAUAAACUAACCAUCAUUUCGGGAGCUCUAUUUUUGGCAGCCGAUAUGUUUGCAAUCGUUAGUCUGGGAAUGCCUGACUGGAUUAUAACCGACGUUGGCGGAGAUACACGAUUAGGCCUUAUGCUGUCUUGUAUGACUUUAUACAACAGGCCGCAAGUUUGUUAUACGCCCGACUUGGAGCCAGAAUGGUUACUGGCCCUUGUAUUUAUAUUAGUCGGAUGUAUUUUAAUAACGACAACUGUAAUAUUGCUGAUCAGUUCGCAUUGGGAUCGCAAUGUAAUUCCUUACGCUCGAUGGGUCGGAUUUACGGCGAUGGUACUAUUUUGCUUAGCGGCUGUUCUAUUUCCAAUGGGUUUUUACAUUGACGAAAUUGGUGGACAACCAUACCAAUUACCAAAUUCGCAUCAAGUUGGGAUCUCUUAUAUUCUCUUUGUUCUGGCACUAUGGAUCACAGUUAUUUCUGAACUUUUUGCAGGAAAAGUAUGUUUACCACAUUUUUAGCGUUACUCCGUGACAUUUUAUGAUUAUGGCCUUCGUAUUGUUCUCUUUUUAAUGUUCAGUAUCAUGUAUCUUGGAAGGGAUUACAUUUCAAAGUUCGGCAGGAUUUUAUUUUAAGCCGAGUUAAAGUUUCUUAAAGAAAUAACAUCUUUGUUAACUCAUUAUCAUAACCUAUUAAUUUGCUUUACUUUGCUUUAAUAACGAUUAGUAAGCAGAAAUAAUAGUAAUGUAAAAAGUAAGUAAGUAAGUAAGUAAGUAAGUAAGU
Molecule: messenger RNA, 1043 nt
Organism: Vespa mandarinia (Asian giant hornet)
Lineage: Eukaryota; Metazoa; Arthropoda; Insecta; Hymenoptera; Vespidae
Biological process (GO): negative regulation of smoothened signaling pathway
Cellular component (GO): Golgi apparatus; ciliary membrane
Source: RefSeq, a predicted model, not a curated record